AUGAAUCUACCCUUGUUGAAGCUGGCAUUACCGAAUCGGGUAACUUUUGUUGUUAUUCUCUGUUUUGAAGUAGUCUCUCGAGAUAAAAAAAUGCCAGCCUUCCUAUCAUAUGCUUCACCGAAAGGAUCAUACAGGACUCCCAAGUAUCCAAUUGUCCUCUGCCAUGGAUUCUCGGGGUUUGACCAGCUUUUCAUGAUUCCGGCAUUUGAUAAGAACUAUGUCCCUCCUCUUACAGAUAAGUUCAAAUCGUUAUUCAACAAGAAAAUCGGAAGUGCACCAACAUUGCCUUCGAUGGAUGUUGACAACCACGAUGUAGUGAGUGCAGGCAAAUACCUGAUUGAGUAUUGGAAUGGAAUCAAAAGCCAGUUGGAAGAAGUGGGCUGUACGGUUCUUGUUGCAAAGGUCCCUCCAUUUGCUAGAAUCGAAACACGAGCACACAUGUUGGAUGAGUUUAUAGUGUCACAGUUACCAAACAUUAGGAAACAACAUGGUGUACCAGAAGGGCGUCCCAUAAAGCUGAAUUUGGUUGCACACUCAAUGGGCGGGUUGGAUUGUAGAUAUCUGAUACACUAUUUACAAAAGAAGAAGAGGGAUAAAUAUCAAAUAGUUUCCUUGACGACCAUAUCGACCCCCCACAGAGGUACUUCCGCUGCAGACUUUGCUUUAGAAUAUUCUCCGGAAUCCCUCAUUCGUAAUUAUUUCCCGUCAGUCUUUCAACUAUCUACUUCAUUUACAAAGGUAUUCAACAGGCACAUACAUAAUGAUCCUGACGUUAAAUACUUCAGCUAUGCAUCCCAAUUUACACCUAAUCCUGCAUCCAUGUUUCUGGUAACUUGGAAAAUAGUGAAGGACAAAGAAGGCCCUAAUGACGGAUUGGUUAGUGUCAAAUCUGCCAAAUGGGGCAAAUUCAUGGGGUGUCUAGACGAUGUUGACCAUGCUGAUUUAAUCAAUUGGAUGGGUCCAGUGAAAAUGGCAAAAAUGGCUCUGGGAAUACCAAACUUCAAUCCCAAAUGGUUUUACAUGGAUAUCAUGAACAAUUUAGCCGCACACGGUUUAUAG
Molecule: messenger RNA, 1059 nt
Organism: Pichia kudriavzevii
Lineage: Eukaryota; Fungi; Ascomycota; Pichiomycetes; Pichiales; Pichiaceae
Exons: 1
Coding region: 1-1059 (352 amino acids)
Molecular function (GO): triacylglycerol lipase activity
Source: RefSeq, a predicted model, not a curated record